GAACUUAGCUAGUUUGCCAUAUUAUUCUGAAUUAUUUAACCUCUUGGCUCUUCAAAUACCAGCAUUGGCUACCCCUUAUUGUUAAUUGAUCAGGCUAAAUUGAGCUACGGGAAGUGCGUAUAAGGAAAGAGGCUGCCUAAAACCAUGGAAUGCGCUUCAAAUAUCAGGCUUCCGGUCAUAAAUUUAACGGAGGAAAUCCUAAGAUGCGGAAAAGAUUCUUGGACUGAAGCGCGAAACAUUGUCACACGGGCAUUUGAAGAGUAUGGCUGUUUCAUAGCUGUUCAUGAUAAGUAUCCUUCAGAGGUUAGUGAUUCCUUAUUCUCUGAGCUGCAAGAUUUGUUUAACCUGCCGUUGGAGAUUAAAGUCCAAAACACUUCUCAAACUCCCCUCUCUGGUUAUGUUCGGCCAAGACCCAACGUGGACCUCUACGAAAGCAUGAGCAUUGAAGAUGCAACAAAUCUGGAAGCAGUCGAGAAGUUCGCAAAUCAGAUGUGGCCCUCCAAAAAUAACCAUUUCUGUGAACUGUUUCAUUGCUAUGCAAAUCAAGUAGCAGAAUUAGAUAAAAUGGUGAGCAAAUUGGUGUUUGAAAGCUAUGGUGUGGAGAAGUACCACGAAUCUCAUGUGGGAUCAGUGACCUAUACUGUUAGAUUCAUAAGAAUGAAGCUGAUGGUUUAGAAGUUCAGUUGAAGAAUGGAAGCUGGAUUCCUAUUGAUUUUCCUCCUUCCUCCGUAGUAAUCAUGGCUGGAGAUGUAUUCUCGGCUUGGAGCAACGGUAGAGUGCAUUCCCCAUUUCAUAGAGUAACUAUGAAGGGAAAAGAAAGGCAUUCGAUUGCACAGUUCGCCUAUUGCAAGAAAUUGGUAGAGACACCAACAGAGCUGGUUGAUGAUGAACACCCCUUAUUAUAUAAGCCCUUCGACUGUUUUGGUUAUCUCCGAUUCUUGAGCACAGAUGAUAAUUGGAAUACUCCGAAUCCACUGAAGGCCUAUUGUGGGGUCUAAAACACCAGACGCAUCGAUUUUUAUGGAUGAAAAGCUUUUUCUUCUUUUAAGUUGAUGUUUAUUCUUCUCCCCUAUUGUGCCCACUUUUUCUUGAAAAUGUUAGGGGAGUAGCUUUCU
Coffea eugenioides is the source of this 1115-nucleotide messenger RNA. RefSeq names its product probable 2-oxoglutarate-dependent dioxygenase AOP1.2. Lineage: Eukaryota; Viridiplantae; Streptophyta; Magnoliopsida; Gentianales; Rubiaceae. The transcript is spliced from 4 exons. Bases 145 to 675 code for a protein of 176 amino acids. The record is from RefSeq and is a predicted model, not a curated record. Gene Ontology annotation, molecular function: dioxygenase activity.